Molecule: messenger RNA, 1254 nt
Organism: Lachnellula hyalina
Lineage: Eukaryota; Fungi; Ascomycota; Leotiomycetes; Helotiales; Lachnaceae
Product: 2-oxoglutarate-dependent dioxygenase
Exons: 3
Coding region: 1-1254 (417 amino acids)
Molecular function (GO): dioxygenase activity
Source: RefSeq, a predicted model, not a curated record
AUGCCUUCCCAAACAGAAACAGAAACAGCAGAAGCAAAAGCUAGGCCGGCCUUCUAUAUCCCGACGAUAGAUAUCAGUCCCUACCUACGCGAUCCGAGCUCGUGCGCGGCUGGGCAGGUCGUGGAGAUGGUGCGGGCUGCGUGUAUCGGGACGGGGUUUUUCCAGAUCACAGGUCACGGCAUCGCUGCCUCGCUCCAAGAAGCGGUGUUCGCGGGCUCGGAAGCGUUUUUUGCGCUGGGGGUAGAGGAGAAGAUGAAGCUGGAUAGGAGUGUGAGUGUGGGGGCUAGUAAUAGGGGGUAUGAGGUUAUUGGGGGGCAGGGCCUGCAGGAGGAUACGCUGCCUGAUUUGAAAGAGAAAGCUAAUCCCAACUUCCCUCUCCCCUCACAGGGCUUCUACAUCGGCCACGAAAUCCCCGCCACGGACCCCCGCGUCCUCGCGCACGCCUUCCUCGUCGGCCCCAACCUAUGGCCCCCCUUACCGCGCGCCGUGUUCCGCGAUCCCAUGACGGCGUACUUCGGCGCCAUGUACGAGCUCUCGCUGCGCAUCAUGGAGCUCGUGGCUGCGACGCUGCCGUACGGGAGAGAAGUGUUUAAGGGGUUUGUGGGGCCUGAGGCUGUUGCUAGUGUGCGGCUGCUGCAUUACCCGCCGGGGAAGGGGGAGGAGGGAGAGGCAAAGGGGCAGUUGGGAGCUGGUGCGCAUACGGAUUUCGGGGCUGUGACGUUGCUGUUGCAGGAUGGGGUGGGGGGGCUGCAGGUUUGGGAUGAUGGCCAUGGCCAUGGUGGAAAGGGCGCGUGGGUUGAUGUACGGCCGGAGCGCGAUGCAUAUGUGGUGAACGUGGGGGAUAUGCUGCAGAUGUUAACAGAGGGACGGUAUAAAUCUGGACUGCACCGUGUGGUUAAUAGGAGUGGGCGGGAUCGGUAUUCGGUGCCGUUUUUCUUUGAUGGGAAUGUGGAUUAUAUGUUGAGGCCGUUGGGUGCGGGUGGGGAGGAGGAUAGGGGGGGAGGGAGAGGGAGAAGGGGGGAAGAAUUCCAAGUGGUUGACGGUGGAAGAGCAUAUGAGGGAGCGGUUUGGGAGUACGUAUGGAAGGGGGGCGGAGAGGGAAGAUGGGGUCGGGAAUUUCAAGGCUUGAUUGCUUGGUUUGGGGCGUUGGUGAUUAGAUGCGAGGAUUUGGGUUUCGGAAAUGGGCACGAACAGGAUAUAGAAGGAGAUGCAUCUAAUCACUACUCUAAUAGAAAAACAAUUUCGAUAUUCUAA